UCCUUCAUCUUAUAAUUUUUUGCAGGGCAGCCUCAAAGGGAAGGUUCAGCGUUCAGAGACCACAGUGAAAAUUCAAAUCCCUUGAACCGUUUGAACUUGCAGUGCAGCAUCGAAAAGGGAUUAUUUUCGAGAGAGAGAGAGAGAGAGAGAGAGAGAGAUUUCACCUCGUGAAAAGAGUUUACAAUGAAAUCAUACAAUAAUAGUACAUGGUUAUGGUUGAUAAUUUUGUUAGUUUCUGUUCAAUCAGAAGCUUCUUUGGGAUCUCAGAGGACGGAUGUGGCGUAUGUGACUCUAUUGUACGGAGAUGAAUUCUUGUUGGGCGUUAGAGUUCUGGGAAAAUCGAUUCGGGACACUGGAUCCAACAAGGAUAUGGUGGUUUUGGUCUCAGACGGUGUCUCUGAUUAUACCAAUAACCUUCUAAGGGCUGACGGUUGGAUAGUGGAGAAGAUUAGUUUACUGGCAAAUCCUAAUCAAGUACGUCCAAAGAGAUUUUGGGGUGUCUAUACAAAGCUGAAAAUAUUUAACAUGACUGACUACAAGAAAGUUGUUUAUCUCGAUGCUGAUACUAUUGUGGUUAAAAAUAUUGAAGAACUCUUCAAAUGUGGAAAAUUCUGUGCUAAUUUAAAACAUUCUGAGAGGUUGAAUUCUGGAGUCAUGGUGUUGCAGCCAUCUACAACUGUUUUUAACGACAUGAUGAGCAAAGUCAACACUCUGCCAUCUUACACUGGAGGGGAUCAGGGGUUUCUUAAUUCAUAUUAUUCUGGAUUUCCCAAUGCACAUAUUUUUGAGCCAAACUUGACCCCUGAAGUGUUGGAUACUAGACCAGUUCCUGAAAUGGAGCGACUUUCCACACUUUAUAAUGCAGAUGUUGGUCUUUACAUGCUUGCUAACAAGUGGAUGGUAGAUGAGAACGAACUCCGUGUGAUUCAUUAUACACUGGGUCCUCUUAAGCCUUGGGACUGGUGGACAUCUUGGCUUUUGAAACCUGUUGAUGUCUGGCAGAAUGUAAGGGAUCAGCUGGAGGAAUCCCUUCCUGGAACUGGAGGCGGCCGAAAUCCUAAAGAUGAUUUUCUUGUGAAGUUUCUUAUUCUGUUACCAUUUUGUGCUGUGCUCUUCUGUUGCUAUCGUUCGUUUCUGAAGAAUCAAGGGUACUACGGUUCCUGUUGUAGAAGCUCACUAUGUGAUCAUGUCAGACACCUUUAUUAUAGGAUUAAAUCAGGUGGGCCACUUGCAUAUACUAACAUUUCUACGUCAACUAUUAAUUCCACCCAUCAGCUCUUAAAUGGUGCUCAGUAUAAGGUGCCUGCAUAUUUGGGCGGUAUUUCUGUCUGUGUCUGUUUUAUGACUGCAGUGGUGUCUCUUGGAUUAGCUCUCUUGACAGUACCUCGGCAAGUGACUCCAUGGACUGGUUUGCUUUUGAUGUAUGAAUGGACAUUCACAAUCUUCUUCAUAUUAUUUGGAGGUUAUCUCAAUUUGAUUUACCAUUGGGGAAAGAUCAUGGCGUCACAAGCACCUUCAUUGUCUCAUCAUGGAUCUUCUGAUGAUGAUUCGGGAAAACGCCAUCAGCGACAGAUACCUUCUUGUGAUGGUGCUACAUGGUACUACGGAUUAGGGAUGGCCUUCUUGGCCAUUGUUGCUCCAUCUUUGCCUUGUCUUUUUGGAAUUACUGCUUUGUUUUUACGGUUAGGUUUGAUGAUUGUUGGGGGCGUGAUAUUAACGUCUUUCAUGACAUACGCUUCUGAACAUCUUGCUAUCAGAUCAUUUCUGAAAGGCCUUGAAGAGUGGGAUGUUGCACGAGAUGGGAGCUUCUGUUCCUCAUGUUGAUUAAAAUCUUGAAACUGGCUUAAACUACGGUAGAUUAUUGUUCUAUUUACCUUUAUUUCAUUAAAAUAUGCGUCCUUGAUCCAUAUAAGAAUUGGGAUAAGUUGCCAUAUACAACCCUCACCUUUCAUCCGGGCUUGGACUGGUUAUGCAAAGAUUGGCAACAAAGCAUGACAUUAGGCCGAAGAAAACUUUAGGACAAACUACUGAAAUUUAGAUUUUGAUAAAACUCAAUGACAUUUGAUUUGUCUAACCUAUCUCACAUGCUGAGACUUGGUGGUUGUUAUUGUUGUAUUCAGCUAACGUUUAGCGUUGUUCUAGGGGCAAAUGUAAUAUUAAAAAUUUUGUCUCACAUCCCGAGUGUUUCCAUUGUAACAUUAUUAUUGUUCU
This is a messenger RNA of Gastrolobium bilobum, 2211 nucleotides long. RefSeq names its product inositol phosphorylceramide glucuronosyltransferase 1-like. Bases 184 to 1824 code for a protein of 546 amino acids. Gene Ontology annotation, molecular function: glycosyltransferase activity. The record is from RefSeq and is a predicted model, not a curated record. Lineage: Eukaryota; Viridiplantae; Streptophyta; Magnoliopsida; Fabales; Fabaceae. The transcript has 10 exons.